AUGGCGCAAAACUACUCUCCCAAAUACUUCACGGUGCAGUUCCCGGAUAAUCACCCCUAUGUUGCGCACGUGGAAAUCAACCGAGCGGACAAGUUGAACUCCUUCUUCGAAGCCAUGUGGGUUGAAAUGGGCCAGCUCUUCAACCACCUCUCGGAAGACCCCAAUGUACGCGCGGUCGUUUUCAGCGGAGCCGGAGACAAAGCCUUCUCAGCCGGUCUCGACGUGAAAGCCGCAUCAGAGGGCAGCGCCCUCGGCAAUGACGGUAUAACCGGGACAGACCCAGCCCGCAAAGCUGCCCACUUCCGCCGCCAUGUCGCCGAAUUCCAAAACUGCAUCAGCGCCAUCGAGAAAUGCGAGAAGCCAGUGAUUGCCGCCAUGCACGGAUACAGCUUUGGAUUGGGAAUUGACAUGUCGACAUCAGCGGAUGUGCGUCUCUGUUCACGCGAUGUUAAGUUUUCAGUGAAGGAAGUUGAUAUCGGUAUUGCAGCUGAUAUUGGUACGCUCACACGCCUUCCUAAGGUUGUUGGGAACUUUGGAUGGGUGAAAGAAGUUGCGCUGUCAGCUCGGGUCUUUGGAGCGGAGGAAGCGCUGCGCGUUGGGUUUGUUAAUGCUGUUUAUGAGAAUAAGCAGGAGACUGUCGCUGCGGCAUUGAAAAUGGCUGCACUUAUCGCGACUAAAAGUCCCAUCGCUGUACAGGGGACUAAGGAGAUCUUGAAUUGGUCAAGAGAUCACCCGGUGCAGGAUGGGCUGCGGUAUACCGGAGUGUGGAAUGCUGCAGCCAUCCAGACCGAGGAUGUUUCCAAGGCGCUUUUGUCUGGGAUUCAGAAGCGUAAGCCGACAUUUGAGAAGUUAUAA
This is a messenger RNA of Penicillium verhagenii, 855 nucleotides long. Its product is annotated as enoyl-CoA hydratase/isomerase family protein. The record is from RefSeq and is a predicted model, not a curated record. Gene Ontology annotation, cellular component: mitochondrion. Bases 1 to 855 code for a protein of 284 amino acids. The transcript has 2 exons. Gene Ontology annotation, molecular function: delta(3,5)-delta(2,4)-dienoyl-CoA isomerase activity. NCBI's taxonomy places the organism in Eukaryota, Fungi, Ascomycota, Eurotiomycetes, Eurotiales, Aspergillaceae.